AUGGAGCACAGUGAAAGGAGAUCUACACCUGCUGUUCAGAAUGUGGACAAACAGCAAACCAAUGUAGGCAAGACUAAACUGGAAAAAUACGGCAAGCAGAAGAUUACUUUAGACAAAGUUAUAGAGAUUAUUCAAGCUGACCAUGAAGAGGAGAAUACAGAUAACAACUUAGUCCCAGACACCCAACCUGCUGUGAGGAAGGGAAACUAUUUUUCACCGAGUCUCUGGAGUUUAAACUCCAACAAGGGGAAAACCUCUGCAUGUGGAUCACUGUUAGCUUUACAAAAAGACACUAAUAAGAGCCAGUCUGUAUCAGAUGGUGCUUCUCGUCUCCUUCCUCAGCGUCUGUCUCCACCCCAGCGUGUAUUCAGAACCCUGACCCAGAAGCAGCUGCACACCCAGCUCACUCAGAGACUGGAGGAGGUGCUGAGGGAGCAGCAGGUACCAGAUGGCCACGCGGCCCAGCAAGCCAAGGAGCGGAGAGGCUCAUCACUGUAUCACAUUGCUCUGGAUCAGGGGAAGGAGAAAAUAAAAAUGUCUAUAAGGUCCUCACCUGCCAGACAUGCACAGCAGAGCAUCAUAGAUCCAGGCAAUGCUUCAGAUACAAACAUACAAAAAAUGGCACACACAACAGACAGUAUGGUGAAGAUGAUAUCCAGUCAUUACAGGAGAAGUGCCAAAGCAACAUCCCCUGUGCCUGGUGCACAGUUUAACAUCGCACCUACAAACAGAUAUUCCUUCAAUAGGAGCUGGUGUCCAUCUUCAACUGAGAAAACCACAGCAAGGGGAUCAGACUUGGUGAAAACGCUUGAAAAAUCCAAGAGGCCUGUCCAGAACCUUGAUGAUGUUUAUGCAUUUAAAGAUGACACUCCAAAAAUGAAUGUGAAAAAGAGAGUGAAAUCCUCUGAGACAUCCAGAGUAGACAGCAGUGUGCUGAGUAAUUCUUCAACUUGCCCUAAGUCUGUUUUGAAACCUCAGCCUUCAAAGGCUGCUACUAAAAAUGUGAAGAAAAAUCUGUUUAGCGAUACAGACACAGAUAAUAUGACCGAGAUCAGCUGGCUCAAAUCAGCCAACAGGAAACCCAAACCUAAAGUGGCAGACUAUAGCAGGCAGCCAGUUAAACCCACGCUCCCAUCAGCCAACUCUGCAUUUAAAUCUCCAUAUACACCUUUAUCAUCACCAAAGCCAGCGAAGGAGCAAAUCAACCCAAAGCUGAAGAGGCAGAAGAAAGUAGCUGAACGCAAAGAGAAUAAACUGCAGGCAAAAAUCACUAAUAGCAAACCCAAAGGAAGACCUCAGAGAGCUGCAGUCUCGACUAAAACCUACAAAGAGCCAUCUCACUCGGAUAGCCAGUCCAGCCAAUCAGAGAGUGAGAAACCACCACCAAGAACUCAGAGAGCUGCAGCCUCGACUAAAAUCUACAAAAAGCCGUCUUACUCGGACAGCCAGUCCAGCCAAUCAGAGAGUGAGAAACCACCACCACCUAAGAAAAAGGCAGUCGGACGACCAAGGAAGCAUCCUGUCCCAGUUGAAACCAAUGGACAAGGACAGAAGAAGAAGACAAGCUCUGUUGACAAAGCACAAAGGGAGAUAAGCCAAAAUAAAAAGUCUGAUAAAACCCCUGCACAGAUUCAGCCAUAUCAGACAAAUGAAACAAGCAAAAAGGAUUGUAGUCCAGAAGAUCUGACAGUGAAGAAGACCCCAUCUGCACAGGGGUCAGCCAGAGGACAUAAAGAAUCCUGGACUGCACAAUUAUCUUCCACAAUUGCCUCGCCUCCCUCCAUUGAAAGGAUGAGAUCAAAUGAAAAACUUUCGACAAAGAUAAGGUCCCAUACUACACCUCUCCGUUCUUUAUCCAUUUCUCCAAUUGAACCUGAACCUCCUAAACUAGAGCCGCUCAGCUCCGUCAGAGAAAUCAAGUCCUCUCUGUGUAAGACACCAGGCAUUAAACCUGCUGUGAAACCUCCCUUUCUCUCCACAACAACCACCAAAUACUCUAAACAGAAGUCACCUGCUGCUCAGCAGGAUGUGCUUAGUCCGGUCCAGUCAAUAUUUAGUCCAACUCAGCCCCUCAUCACCCCGACCCUCAUGAAAAAAAUCACUCUGUCCUCCCCGCUCAUAUCAGCAAACCUUCAGGAGGAGCAGAGAGGCGUCAUGAAUAAAACCAGUCCAGCAUCUUACGACAGAAGGUCCAUAAUUUCGGUCACAAUGAGUCAGUCUUCUCACGUAUCUGUGAGCAACAUGGCAUUGAUCUGCACUGACCUGGAGAAAACACCAGCAAGCCGUCGAGGAAGUACGAAGGAUGAGAAACCAGAAUUUAAGUCAGGUCCAACAGUCAUCUAUAAGCCUCCCAGCUCAUGCCACUCAGUUAAUCUAUCAGAGAGAGAAGAGGAUAGUGAAGAAGACAAAGAAAACAAGCCUCCAUCUCCCACCCAGCUAGCUAAGAAAAUGAAGCCAAGAAAGCUGUUCAAGACUAAUGACAAACACGGACAUCAGAACAAAAGUCCCAUUGUGAAACAGCCUGUGAAGAAUCAGAGCAGCUCAGAGGAAGAAGAUGAGGAGAUAACAGAAGAAGCAGAUAACAGCAGAAAGAAAAGUUACCAGAAUAAAAGGGCCAGAGAAACAACUAAAUUCACUGAAGAUAUGGAGACGGUGCCGUCCCGUAUAAAAUCGAAAUGCAGGCAGACUUUUGUGGAGGAAGACGCACAUCACAACCAGCCUGCUCAGGAGGUGGGCUAUAUCUGCCAUCAGUUCACCUCAGAGCUUAAGAGAAAGAUCAAGAUUCGCUCCAGGAAAAUGGAUCGGUACACCAGGCAGUCUAUAAAGACAUUUCAGCAGCAUAUGUUCUCUGUCCGAGUCAAAGUACAGCAGUACAGUGCUCAGAAGCUAGAGAAAGUUAAACAAGUCCUAUUGGGUGAAAUAAAAAGUCUGGAGCAGGAUGACAUCGCUCUGAGGAACAUGGAGGAGGAACUGAUGACGCACUGGAAAAAACAGGCCUUGGCUUUCCACACAUACCAAGAGAAAGGAGCCAAUAGACUAGAGCAUUUGAAAAGCACAUUUGAGACGGAUGUGUGUGAUAGUCAACAAAAUGAGGAACAAAUCUUUAUCUCUGAGAUGUCUUUAAUGAAGAACAACUUGAAGUCAGUUCAGGAGCGCUUCUUUAAAGAAAUGCAAGAGGAAGAGUUGUUGAGUGUGAGGCGAGGAUUACAAACCUUGUUCCUCCCAGAUGCUUCUAGAUUCUGACCUGAGAACUGCUUUAUUUGGGGUAAUGUUAAAACAUGUUUGCAUGUUUGAGUAUUAAAAAUGUUAUGUUCUUUUUUUAAAAAAAAUGAAAAGUUGAAUUUUUACUAGAGAGUGUGAAUAAGUGAUUUGUAUUUACUUGUUUUAAUUUGAGUAAAAGUUGUGAAAAGCCACUUUCUAUUUCAUUUCCUAAAAGAAAUGCAUUUAUUUGUUAGGUGAUGAACAGAUUUAUGUGUGUAAAACGUUCUUUAAGUAUUAAUUUAACGUGAUAUAAGCAUGUUGUAUGUAUUCAUAGCAGCCAUGUAACAGGAAUGUUGUGUUGUAUUUUUUCUAGUAGAUUCAGUCAUUUCUGAAAGCAUCUAAGCUCAAAAUUGUUGUUUUUUUAUUCACCAGCAAGGGCCUUGAUAAUCCUGGGGUUUAAUUGACAUAAAAGAGUGGUCAUGUUUAAAAGCAGGCACUCGUUUAACAAAUAUCAUUUAGACAACAUCUGCAUAUUAUAUUAUUAGAUUGUGUAACUUAAAGUUUUUUUGUAUUUAUGAAUUAUUAAGUCCUUUGUAAAUGAUAUAGGCAAAGCACAGUGUUAUUCCUAUUUUUCAUGUCAGACUACUGAAAAUAAAUUGUUUUAAACUUUUCUUGACUAAAGUCUUAAUCUUGGGACACAAAAGUUUGUCCU
Paramisgurnus dabryanus is the source of this 3913-nucleotide messenger RNA. NCBI's taxonomy places the organism in Eukaryota, Metazoa, Chordata, Actinopteri, Cypriniformes, Cobitidae. The record is from RefSeq and is a predicted model, not a curated record.